Messenger RNA from Aspergillus terreus NIH2624, 1365 nucleotides. Its product is annotated as RNA-binding protein. The coding region runs from base 1 to 1365 and encodes 454 amino acids. Gene Ontology annotation, molecular function: RNA binding. The transcript has 4 exons. The record is from RefSeq and is a predicted model, not a curated record. Lineage: Eukaryota; Fungi; Ascomycota; Eurotiomycetes; Eurotiales; Aspergillaceae.
AUGUUCAUCGGUGGUCUGAACUGGGAAACAACGGAUCAAUCGCUGAAGGACUACUUCUCUCAGUUUGGAGAGGUACAAGAGUGCACGGUCAUGCGCGACAGCGCCACUGGGCGCUCCCGAGGUUUCGGGUUCCUGACCUUCAGAGACCCGAAGACAGUGAAUACAGUCAUGGUCAAGGAACACUACCUUGAUGGAAAGAUUAUCGAUCCCAAGCGCGCAAUCCCCCGUGAUGAGCAAGAAAAGACGAGCAAGAUCUUCGUUGGUGGUGUCAGCCAGGAGGCCAACGAGCAGGAUUUCAAGAGCUUCUUCAUGCAAUUCGGCCGCGUUGUUGAUGCCACGCUGAUGAUCGACAAGGACACUGGUCGUCCUCGUGGGUUUGGAUUCGUCACGUUCGACAGUGAAGCCGCCGUCGAAGCGGCCCUUUCCCGUCCACUCGAGAUCCUGGGUAAGCCCAUUGAGGUUAAGAAGGCCCAGCCCCGUGGCAACCUCCGUGAUGAAGAAGAUCGUCGUCGCCGGAGAGACGGAUUUCGCGAAAGCAGCCAGGGCGGUGAUGGAUCGUCUCAGCAGCAGGGUGGCCAAGGACCGGGCGGCAUGGCGGGCGGUAUGACGCCCCAGAUGAUGGCGCAGUACUGGCAACGGAUGCAGCAGUAUUUCGCCCUGAUGCAGCAGCAGAUGGCCGUCGCCGCGGCGCAGGGUCAGGGGAUGGGCGGCAUGGGCAUGGGCGCAAUGAAUCCGGCCAUGAUGCAGCAAAUGCAGAUGAAACAGAUGCAGCAGAUGCAGAUGGGCAGCAAUCAGCAGCAAGGCAGCAUGAGCCCGCCGUCACAGAGCUCGACCCCGCAGAUGCAGAACAUGAUGAACCCAGCCAUGAUGCAGCAGAUGCAACAGAUGCAGCAAAUGCAGAACCAAGGUCAGGGCGGUGGCAGUGCUGGCGGUAUGGGCGGCCAGAUGGGUGCCAUGCCCACCGGGGGUAACAGCCCUCCUGGAAACAUGAACAUGGGCGGGAACUACUCUGGGCCGCGCGGAGGACCCGGCUACAAUGCCCACGAGCAGAUUGCCUUCGAGCAACAGAAGUACGAGCAACAACAGGCCCGACGCGCCAUGGAGAACCGUGCUUUCUCGCCAUACCAGCAGGGAGGUCCGACCUCGUGGGAAGGCAUGUACGAUGAAGUGCCUCAGCCCAACAUUCCCACCGGUCCUCAGGCCAUGACGCGUGCCGGUAGCAUGGGACGUGGAACGACACCUCAGCCCCAGAGCGCAGCACCCGCAAACGCGCCGACUGGACCCAAGAACGCCGGAAAGCCCGGAGCCAACUACCGCGGCGGUGGACGUGGCGGCCAUCGGGGUUUCCACCCGUAUGCUCGCUGA